Molecule: messenger RNA, 1372 nt
Organism: Rubroshorea leprosula
Lineage: Eukaryota; Viridiplantae; Streptophyta; Magnoliopsida; Malvales; Dipterocarpaceae
Source: the annotation of a GenBank genome assembly
ACAAAAAAAAUUGAGAGUCUUUUCUCUCUAAAGUUAAGCCGGCUCCAUGACUAGAGCCAAGUCUCUUGCAGCUUUUUAAAUAUUCGGGCUUCUCUCUCUUCGAACCAGAUCUGUCAUUUUCCUCUCCCAAAACUCGCCAUUCACUCUCCCAAAUACCAAAAUCUCUCAAAAUCUACCAAAUCCCAUUCCUCAAAUACUCAAAUAUCUUCAAAUCCUUACCUACCCAACACCAAACCUUAAGCUUUUCACUCCAAUUUGUGUGGGAUUUGCUGAGUUCUCUCUCUCAUGGCUUCAAGAAGGGGCGGAAGCAAGAGGAAAAAGAUUGGGAGUUCUAGUGCCAGUGGCCAAGCCCAGGAAGAAGGUAACCUCGUUGAUAAUGCUCUGUUUAUGGCUGAUGAUGCCAUUAAUCGCUAUAAUUUUGUCAAAAACUUGGCUGUGCUACCAUGCAAUUGUGUGAAGUUCAAAGUGGGACUACACUCAAUAAAGCUUCCUUUGAGAAUAUGCAAUAUGAGUUUCAGAAUGGUAGCUGGAGGAAGAAAGGGGAUCAAGCAAUGGAACAGCAAAGUGAUGAAGAAAAAGGUGAUGGAGAUCAAGAAAUGGCAGAAUAAGGGGAAGAAGAACAUGGAGGUGAUAGCCCAAGACCCUUUCAAGCCUCCAUGCAAAGGACAAACCGCGAAAUCAUGGAGCUAAUGAUAUCUGAGAUACAGCAGCUACAUACCAACUUUUAUGGUUUUCGGACAGAAAUGAGAGGAAGAAUGAAUAACGUGGAAGGAAAGCUCGAUCGGCUUGUUAACCAUUUUUUUCCUCCACCCCCACCUAAUGCCACCUAACUUGAUAUUUCUUUAGUUUGGCUAAUCUUUAGGAUGGACAUCUUAGGGUCAUGCACUUUAUGUUUUUAUUUGACUAUGGAUAUUUCUUGAACCUUUUUAUCUUGUUUUCUGAAUGGAAAUGGCAUCACUUGUGUUUUCAUGCUUUGUGAAUGGUUGUUUAUGAUUUUGAUGAUUAUAUGCUCUUAUUGAGGGGGAGUUUAUUGGUUGAUGAUUGUAUUCAUGUCUUUGGUUGUCUAUGGUGCUAUAUUGAUGAUGAUUGAUGAUUAUAUUGAUUACAUAUUCUUGAUGCUUUAAAGGUUGAUAGCACGAAUUAAGGAGGAGUUUAUUGCUUAUGUUUAUAUACUUUUUGAUGAAUGACAAAAAGGGGGAGAUAAUAUGUUGAAUUUAAUGUCAUUUUCUAGAGUACCUUGUGCUGAAAUUCUGGUUAAUAUUGAAGUAUAUAUGUGCUUUCAUUAAUUAAUUCUCAAAGUGUUUUGUCAUCAUCAAAAAGGGAGAAAUUGUUGUAUCUAUGAUUUUGAUGAUUAUAAAACACAUUCGAGUGA